AUGGAGAAUUUAAAGGACCAAGAAUCAGACUAUAAUUUAAAAUGUUUAUAUAAAUUAGGAGUAUGGGAAAUUGUGAUGAACAAAGGAAACAACGAUGGUAUUCUUACUGAAAACAGCGUCCAUAAGACCGAAAUAUAUUUGCGGUUCCUUCCCGAGUUUAUGGAAGACAAUGAAGUUAAUCAAAUGACAACAGCGAGAGACACUGUUGAUCUAUGUCAACUCCAUGGAUACGAUUUGGAAGAACAUUUUGUGCGAACACCUGAUGGCUACUUACUUUGUCUACAGCGUGUCUAUAAAGACCAGAAUAGUUUAUCGAAAUUAGCGUACAAGCCUCCUGUACUUUUUCUUCAUGGGCUCCUUAUGAAUUCUGAGAUUUGGGUUUGUAACAUCAGGAAAGAGGACUCAAUACCCUUAGCGCUUGUUGAUCAGGGCUACGAUUUUUGGAACUUCACUCUCGACAGCAUAGCUAUCUUCGAUAUACCUUCACUUGUCAAAUAUAUACUCUCUGUAAACAAAUCGGAAUCAGUUGCGUUUGUUGGGUUCUCUCAGGGUGCAAUUAUGGCUUUCGCUGCCUUGUCUAUCGACAAUGAACUUCGAAAGUCCGUUCGCGCAUUCAUAGCACUUUCGCCUGCUAUCUUUCCAAAAAAAUACAGCAGUAAAACGGUAAAUUCGAUUAUUCAUUCGAAUAGCCAGUUGUUAUACUUAUUGUUCGGUACUCAUUCCAUGCUUGCCUCGACCAUUUUCUGGCAAGCCGUACUUUAUCCCCCAGUAUUUUCUAAAAUUCUGGAUUCCUGCUUACGCUAUUUCAUGAAUUGGAAUGGGAAAAAUAUUUCUGAAGAGCAAAAGAUUGUAGGUUAUUCCCACUUAUAUUCUUUUACUUCUGUUAAAUGCUUUGUGCACUGGUCCCAAAUUAUGAAAAAUAAAGUUUUACAAAUGUACGACGACAGUCCUGGUAUUAAACCAAGUUAUUAUACAAAUUUAAAUCGAAUUGCGAGAUAUCCUAUUGAAAACAUUCGGCUUCCCAUUAUCUUGAUUUAUGGUAGUGAUGAUAAUAUGGUGAACAUUGAUGCUUUAAAAUCUUGUCUUCCUCCAUUGUCUCAAUGCAUCCAGAUCCCUCAUUACGAACAUUUAGAUAUGUUAAUCGGCGAUAAAAGGAAAAAUCUAGUGAUCAAUCAAGUAAUUGAACAAUUAAAUCAUGUCGCAUCCGGAGAUUAUUAUGACUCUAUAAAAGAAGAGUUUGGAAUAGCGUCCGAUGUGCUUGACGGCUUUAUUACUUCUUCCUGA
Molecule: messenger RNA, 1284 nt
Organism: Schizosaccharomyces octosporus yFS286
Lineage: Eukaryota; Fungi; Ascomycota; Schizosaccharomycetes; Schizosaccharomycetales; Schizosaccharomycetaceae
Product: triglyceride lipase-cholesterol esterase
Exons: 5
Coding region: 1-1284 (427 amino acids)
Biological process (GO): lipid metabolic process
Source: RefSeq, a predicted model, not a curated record